This is a messenger RNA of Rhizophagus irregularis DAOM 181602=DAOM 197198, 3329 nucleotides long. The record is from RefSeq and is a predicted model, not a curated record. NCBI's taxonomy places the organism in Eukaryota, Fungi, Glomeromycota, Glomeromycetes, Glomerales, Glomeraceae.
GUUAUUUUAUACUGCUUUCUUGCAUAUACACCAUGCUUCUUGCGCAAAAAAAUGCUGGGCCUCACCCUGGAGUAAUAAAGCUUUUCUCAGGCUUAACUGACCUUGAUUAUAAGCCUGGUCAUAAUAAUCAUGUGUAUUUCCAAAACUUGUCUAUCAGUAAAGAUGAUGUCGCUCUUCUAGAUACUUAUGAUCCUGAAGAGAUUUUAAAUAAAUAUAUAGUUCGGGUUGCAGGAAAGGGCUUUACAGUAGUCGAUCAUCAAUCCGAAGUUUAUGGGUUUCCUGAUGCUCACGAGUGCAUUGAUGGGAAUUUGCCUCUCCAUCUGGUUCUGGAUAUUAAUGCGAGGCAAAAGUCCGAUCCCAUGAAUCCUAAAUUUCCUUCCUUAGAUGAGAGUAAAAUUUCUCGUGAAGAUUUAUUUUCCAGAAUCUUAAUUGCCUGUGUCGAUAUUAUAAAUACUGAUUUAAAGCAUUUUGCAAUAUUAGAUGCUUUUACUUUAGCCAGCUUGUCUAAUGCUAAUAAAUGCAGUUGGCAUAUUGUGUAUAAAUAUGCACGGUUUAUUGACUACAGAGAUCUUAAGGGUUUUGUGGAAAAAGUCGCUGAUAAGGUUGGAAAACCAUACUCAAAGUUUAUUGAUAUUGGACUUUAUAAAUAUCGCUUUAGUCUCAGACUCAUUGGAUCAGCAAAGGAAGAUAGAGUUAAAAGACCUGCGAUUUCUUCAGUUAAGAAAGGAUAUCACAAACUAGAAGAUUAUUUAGUUCAGCCUAAGUGGAACGCUUCUGAAAUCUGGCCACGGACCUUUUCUCCUGAGAAAGAAGAGAAGAAAUUUCAGCCCAUCCACAGGUCGAAAAGUGAAAAAUCAGGCAUCAAUCAGGCACCAAUCGGUCACCAAUCAGAUGAAACCGCCUUAAGCAUGGGAGCUGGUUUAGUUAUUGCAAAAUAUGGAUGGCUUGAGGUUGCGACAUUAGAAAGGGAUUUAUUAACUUUCAAGCUCAGUCAUUGGAAGCAUGUCCCAUUUGCAAUAUCAAACACGAAAAAGAUCAGUUAUAUGGCUUUCUUCGAAAAAAAUUAUAAACCAGAUCAUAAGGGAUUAGCGUUCGAAAAAGUGACCGAAGUUUCUGCAAAACCUAAGAGAGGAAUAGUCGAAAGAAUAGGAUUAUCAGAAAUGAUAAUUAAUGUAGAAAAAUUAAAGGAUGCUCCAGAAGUAUAUCCCGAUUUCUUGGGUAUUGAGAAAACAACAACACUUAUUCGUUCUCCCCCGGGGACAUGGAAAACCACUGCGUUAAGAGAGAUUAUUAUGGCAUUGAAAGAUAAAGUACAUGAUAUUUCUUCUUUGCCAUGCUUUAUCUGGAUCUCUUACCGAAAGUCUCUUAGCAAUGAAUCAAAAGCAAAACUCGAUGAUUUAAAAGCAUUAGGUUUCCGAAUUUGCAAUUACCAAAAUACACUAGGAGAUUUAUCUAUAGACAAAUGGGAUAUUAUCAUAGUACAGGUUGAGAGUCUUUUCCGUAUCGAGUUUACAGCCCGUCCGUUUGUAGCUAUUCUCGAUGAAGCUAAUGCCAUUAUGCGUCAAAUGUCUAGCGGUACAAAUGCACGGGAGUCUGAGAAUGCAAUGCGUGAUGUUUUAAGAUCUGCAAGGCAUGUUUUAGCCAUGGAUGCCUUUGCAAAUACAUCGACAUUAUCCUUCCUCCAGGCUUAUCGCAGUGAAAAUAUUCACGUAGUUGAUAAUAAGUAUCAGCCUCGUAUAGGCGAGACAGUUGAGUUUAUUUAUGAUCCGAAUAGCGGAGCUGAAGCCAUGCGAAUAGGAUAUGAUCUUUUAAGGCAGGGUAAACGUGUGGCAUUUGUAUCUACUGGAGCGGUGAUAGCUAGAGCAUUAAUAGAAAAAGCAUCUAAGUUGUCUAAGUCUGAUAAUUCGCCUGUUAGAGCCUGUGCUUAUUACGGAGAUAUGGAUGGAAAACAAUGUCAAAGAGACUUUUCUGAUAUUAAUGUUGCUUGGGAUGAACUUGAUUGCGUAGCUUAUACAAAUACAGUGGAGGCGGGAAUAUCAUUCGAGGUUACGGGCCACUUCGAUAUAAUUAUAGCUAUUACAAACAUCACCACUCCAGUUCAUGUUGAAGCUCUUGCACAAAUGCUUUAUCAAAUUCGUGACUGUCCUCGUCAUAUUGUUUCCCUAUUCUAUCAGAAAAAUUCUAAUGAGCUUUUUCGCCCACCAGGUCAUGAAAAUAUUCGGGCAGAACUUGCAAGUGCUCGGCCUAAUAAUUUACAUACAGCAAUAAAGGGACAUCGUGAAUGGAAUAAUAAUACCAUUUCUUAUAAAGUUGAUGAGUCUCCGGCCAUAAUAACUUUCAUUGAAGUCGAGCAUCAGAAACGUCUUUUUGCAAGAUAUUUUAUUGAAAAGCUUUGUAGUCUUAUAGCUAGUACAGGCGCUUCUCUCCAACUUAUAAAAAUGGAUGAGAGUCGAGGAGUUAUAGGGAAUCGCAAAAGAGUUCGCAAUGAGAUUAGGGUUGAAGCAUUAGUUAUCAAGAAUACAGAUUUUAACGCAGUUGCUACUUCCCGGAAUCUUAGUUCUGAAGAAGCUGAAGUCCUUAAAUUCGAUCAAGAGUGUUCUAUCGCAGAUAUUAUGGCACUUAAACGUUUUUAUAUGCGGAAUCUUUAUUGCAAAGACAUGAGUAUCGAGGAUUGGAAUAAUAUUUGCAAUAGAAAAUUCAUUGAAAAUUUUAGUUCGCCUGAAGCUCGAAAGCAUUUCUUACGAUUGUCUUAUUUUCGAAGGCAAGGUCAUGAUGAGGAGAAUGCAAUGAAGGAAUUGAAAGCUGAGGAAAAUAUACAAUGGGAAAUUGCCUGCUAUAAAGCCGAAGAGAAUCUGGAAAAAUCAGUGGCAGAAGACUUGCGUAAAUCUUAUUCAGCAAAUCAUUGGAAGGCUAUAAGAGAAUUCUUUCAAAUAUUAGGCUUUACCGGCAUUGAUGAUAAACGUAUCCUUCCUGGUAAUAUUGUAUCAGAAGCAUUCGUGCAAUCCUGUGAAAGAUUUAUAGAAAUUCGAAAUCAGUCUUUAUCACUCUUUGGCUUUAAGUCUCAUGCUAAGACAACACCAGAUCUUAAUUCGGCUAUAAAGGCAAUCAAUGCAAUUGCUGGUAAUUGGUGUGGCUAUACUAUUAAAAGUGAUAAAAAAAGAAUAGGGCCUAAGGGACAACAAGUUUGGCAAUACUCAUACCGAAUUAAUCGCCAGCCAUAUAAUAGUACUGGUUUUGGAGAUAAAGGUGCACCAGAACUUCCACCAUAUAGGCCAAAACCAGAUAAUGAGAUUCAGGAACUCUUUGAUUCUAUAGGGCAGAACAAAUAA